AUGCUGUUCCCGGAAGAAGAUGCGCCGUUGUUGAAAACUUGGAUUGUCAAGCGCAUUGAGAACACAUCAGAUGCGGACUCCGAUGUGCUUGCCGACUAUGUCAUUGCUCUGCUGAAACACGAUGGCGACGCCGAGUCGGUGCGGAAGCUCUGCGAAGCUGAGAUUCCCGACUUUUUGACCGAAGAUCCAAAGACUUUCCUAGACGACGUCUUCCAAGCGAUCGCGUACAAGUCCUAUCGACCAGGUGCUCCACCGCCUCCGCAGCCUGUCGCCAGUGCCAUUGGCGCUCCGGCUCCUCCUCUGGCUACGUCCUCGGGAACAUACAGCGGUGCGCCGCACCCGCCGUCGCGAAAACGAGGACUACACGACGACGGCGGCCAUGACGGCCACGCGGCGUAUGGCAGACACCACAAGCAGCCUCGACGAGGCUCAAACCACGACUCGGCCAUGGGCGGCUACGUGUCUGUGGACUCCAUGCCCGGCAUGAAGCACUUUGACCCCAAGAGCGCCCUCGAGACGAUCAUGCAGAUGCAGGCCAUGGGCAUUCCGUACCCCGGCAUGGCCGAAUUCAUGGCACAGAUGCCUCCAGCAGGUGGGAGAAACUCGCAACGGCGGAGAGGUCGCUGCCGUGAAUUUGAUACUAAGGGAUACUGCUCUCGCGGAAACCAGUGCAUGUAUGAUCAUGGAAACUCUGUCUAUGUUCCCCCCAUGUUUUCCGGAGUCGAAGAAUACGAUCCCAGCAACGCUGUGAUUGGAAUGGGCGCAAACCCCUACUCCUUCCCCAUGGACAUGAUGGGCGGCCGUGGUCGAGGUCGAGGCGGUCGUGGUGGUCGUGGAGGCCGCGGCGGCAAGAAAGGGGGAGCGCGAGCCCCCUUUUCGGCAGAGGGCCCCGUCAACGAUCGCACCAAGAGCACCAUCGUCGUCGAAAACAUUCCCGAGGAGAACUUUGACGAAGAGCAGGUCCGCGCCUUCUUUUCGCAGUUUGGCGAAAUCGUCGACGUUUCCAUGCAGCCGUACAAGCACCUGGCGAUUGUCAAGUACGACAAGUGGGCAUCCGCGAAUGCGGCAUACAGGUCGCCCAAGGUCAUCUUUGAUAAUCGGUUCGUCAAGGUGUUUUGGUACAAAGAAGAGGGCGCCAAGGUAACACCUUCGGCGGCAUCGGGAAGUGGGAAUGGCGUGCUAUCUAACCUGAACAGCGACGGGUCUGCUGCACCCACAGGGCACGAGGCUGAUGACGUCGACAUGGAAGAGUUUCAGAGGAGGCAAGAGGAAGCACAGAAGCAGUACCAGGAGAAGGAAGCCAAGCGACUAGAGCUAGAGCGGCAGCGUCAAGAACUGGAGAAGAAGCAGCAGGAACUCCUGGCGAAACACAGAGCCGAAAGCGAGAGACUGAAGGCGAAACUGGCAGAGAAGACUGGUUCGACGGCAGAUGGCAAAGCCUCGGGAUCUUCGUCAUCAACAGAGAUGCUACGUGCCCAGCUGGCAGCGUUGGAGCAGGAGGCCAAGAUUCUCGGCAUCGACCCGGACGCGGCAGAGGAUGGACUCGGCUACAGCUCACGGGGCCUAGGAUACAGAGGGCGCGGCCGGGGCAGCGAUCGAGGGUUUGCGCCUCGCGGUCGCGGCUCGUUCAGAGGUCAGGCGGGAAGACAUGCAGCCUAUGCGCAGUAUUCACUGGAUAACCGCCCGAGGAAGCUGGCCGUCACCGGCGUUGACUUUACGCCUUCGGACAAGGAUGAGGCUCUUAGGCAUUUUCUCCUGAACCUGGGCGAAUUCGAGUCUGUGGACACCACGCCUUCCGUUACGUACGUGUCUUUCCAAGAUCGCAAGACUGCCGAAAAGUUUUACUACAGCCUGCACGGAAAAGAAUUGCCCGGCGUCAGCGGCACGCUCGACCUCUCCUGGGUCAACACCCCGUUACCGCCCGCUGGGUCUUCCUCCAAGAAGAACGAGGAUGCCGAAGAUGGAGAUGCCAUGGCGGGGAUGAAUGACGAUGACGGGGCUGUGGAUGCUGGCUCGCCGGGAGAGCAUAUGCGGGAGCAGCGGCAGGUCGAUAUGGAUUAUGAUGUUGGUGAGGAGGAGGGAGAAUGGGUUGAGUAA
Trichoderma citrinoviride is the source of this 2097-nucleotide messenger RNA. RefSeq lists its product as hypothetical. Gene Ontology annotation, molecular function: metal ion binding; RNA binding. Lineage: Eukaryota; Fungi; Ascomycota; Sordariomycetes; Hypocreales; Hypocreaceae. Gene Ontology annotation, biological process: mRNA processing. The transcript is spliced from 5 exons. The record is from RefSeq and is a predicted model, not a curated record. Bases 1 to 2097 code for a protein of 698 amino acids. Gene Ontology annotation, cellular component: nucleus.